AAAGAUGAAAUUUCGCGCCCAAAUCAAUCAGCUCCAGGACGCAUUUGCUUGACGCGGCCUGGGAAAGCUGGGACUAGUAAAGUCGAAACAAAAAUAAUGGCCGAAAGGAAACUUGCCUCACAGACUCUUCAAAGAUUUAGUGAACUAGAGGAACUUGCAGAAGAAAUUAUGGAAGACAAACAUCAGGUGAAGCAUAUUCUGUGACUUAGAGUCAAGUCGUUAUCGCCAUGUAUGCAAUCUGUCUCUUGCAACCUCGUCCCCAUGAGGCUAUAUAGGGCGCUUUUCCCUUCGUUUUUGGGCUGAUAAGUAAAACCUGCAUGAUAAAUAUACACUAAUAGGCGAGGUAAGUUGACUUUUACUUGCUACGGAAAAAAAAAACGUUCAAAAGUAUGGCCGCAGUUCCGCGCACCUCUUCAGAAAUUGCAGUUUUUGCUUUACCCCCUCACAGACAAAGAGACUCUGUUUUAAUACCAGCCCUGAGAAAUACAUGAUGUGUUUAUGUGAUUUUAUCUAGCACGCCAGAGCAGAUAACUUUUGAGUCUUUGUUUUAAAAGCCUUAAAAGCGUUUGCUCUCACAGGCCAGCUUUUUUCUAAUCUGGCCUUCUUUGAACACCCCUGGCCUGGUGAAUAAAGCCAUCCUUAGAGGGGGAUGGGACAGGAAAGGGAGGCGUAGAGGGGCAAUCAUCAUUAACCCCUUUAAUUCCACAUGAAAAUUUAACUGCAAAGCCUUGUCAUAUUUCCAGCUAACAUCACAGAUCUUUCUACUUUUGUUCUCUGUAAAUAUUUUUGUUAGAUUGUUGAGCUUGACAAGAAAAGAAAUGCAAACCGAGAAGCUAUGAGAGCACUCAAAAAAGGAGAUACAAAAUCUGGUACAGUAAAGGAGUUCAAUUUUGUUCCUCUUCAAUCACCGUUUUUGUUUCUUCUGUCUAUAACCUUCUAUGUCUGAGUUAGACACAGGGACUAUCCCUGCUGAGUGGGUGCAUGAGGCUUUGCGGUGAUGUGGUUUAGCUCAUUUUUUGGUGCCGUUUUGCAGAAAUUUUAAUUUUAAGUUUUAAGAAACCAAGCAGUUUGUGGUUUUUAGAAGUUUUUGGGUAAUUUCAAUGCGGUUUGGACUUUUAUUAUGUUUUUCUGUGCGGUUUUUACAGUCUUCUCCCUUAAUUUUAGUUCAGCAGGUAAGGGACUGUUCAUAGCCGGUAAAACAAAAAAAUAGUAAUAAUAUUAUUAUUUUUUUGCACCAGAGAUGCACUUUCCUAGGAGUAGGGGGGUAGUGGAGUGCGGGAAAUGGCUCUGCCCUUGCUGGGAAAUUUAAGAGCUAAGUUCUCUGAAACGUCAUUCUCUCAUUUUAAGACCUUUUUUACACAAAUUAGCCAUUGUUACCUUUUCACAACAAUAAUAUUAUUUAAAAGGAUCGAUUCUAAUAAUUUUACUCUGUCUUCAAUGUUCCCUUUCCAAAAUGUGUGGCCCGUAAAAAGAAAAGCUGUGUACACGUACAGCUCAACCUGCAACUAUUAUUAUUAUGAAGAUCACUGGCUGCACGCAAAAGUUCAGAAUGUAUUAAGGCAUUUUUUAAUGAUCAGACAGACCAAAAACAUUAUCCCCCAAAUGUUAAAUAAUAGUUUAUUUGUAAAGCAAAUUUAUUAUCUUUUUUAGCCAUCAAGUCUUGGGUAUGUUUUGGAAACACCUUUAUGAAGCUUCCCAGCUCCAAUGUACAAGAAAUGUUACAGAAAGGUUAGUGUGCAUAAUAAAAAUAUAUGCUACCUACACCUCAUCUCUCCCUAAAAGCAACAGUAUUGCUGCAAAAUUUGUUAAAAAAGCACUUUAAAUACCUUUCUUUUUUGGUUAGAUCAAAAGAACUUAGAAGAGGAAAUUUCCAAGCUUCGGAAAGACCUAAAGCCUAAAGUCUCCAAACUCCAUGAACUAGAAGGUUGGUUGCCAGUCUUAUAUGUUUCUAUUUUUUUCUCUGUGAAUGCUUUUAAAGAGAUACAUGGGGAAGCAGGGUGGGUAGUCAGGGAAGAUACAUGUGUGUGAUGACCACAGGAUACCCACUUAAAAACCAAACACUUGACACUAUGUUUAAAAAAUUAGUACAACCAAUGAGUACCUUUUUGACACAUUUCUGAAAUUGGCAACAAAAUUAAUGAGACGUUGUCCUCAAGUGGGGUACAUUAUGUGUAUGUUUGGAAAAUAAAACAAUCCACACCCCUCCCCUCUGUCUGUCCAUUCAGAGUUGGGUGUCUCUUGUUUUCUACAGGUAGCUCGAACAGCGCCACAACACUGCAUGGAGGGGUUGGGGGAGGGAAAGCCUUAUUUUCCCUUUUUAUGUUGGCAAAAUCUUAGAGAGGCCCUUUAGGAAAAAUGCCGCAACUAAUUUUGUCACCAUUGUGUGUUGUGGGGUACUUUUGUUAGAAUUUACUUACCUGUGGGUUAAUUUACACAGGAAGCAACUGAAGAGUUAAAAGUUUAAUGAUGAAGAUAGAAUGGAAACCACUAUAACCAUAAACAAAAAAACUACACCACUCAGAUUUGCCAGCUGUUUCUAAAUCCUUUAUGAUCUCAGCUGUCUGUCUUUAAAAACCAAUCAAAAUGGGUGUACACUUUUGUAUUCAGUACAUUGAAAUAGAUUCUAUUUUACCUUAAUUGUCUGGUCAGUCAUAGAUUGUAGAUGAUGUCAAAAUGUGGUCAAUACAAAAAGAGUGGGUAUACUGCCCUGGGGGACCCCCAUAUGAAAGAAACGGGGGUGCUUGCUGAAAAACUAGAAUUAAACGCCUAAAGGAGACGAAUCGGGGUGUAACUUGGGCUUUAUUUGGCUCCCAAAGGAGACCAUACUCCAACAGAGUAUGAUGUAAAGAUAUUUCUUUAUGCACAACACUGGGUGAUACCUGUAUGGAUAAAAAUAAUGGCUUUCUGUCAAGAAAACCUUCAUUGUAAAUUGUAAUGUAAAUUGUAAAUAUCAUAUUAUUCCCCUCAGAGCUUUUAUGGAUAAUUUAAAGAUUGGUUGGGGUAAUUUUAUUUAACCAGACUGCUUAUGGCGCAGUUUACAAUAUUAUUGAUUAAGUGAUGAUUUGUGAAUGCCCAUCAUCAGGGGCACCCAACGUCAAGUUUCGGAAAAUAUAUGUUCGGAAGACGAUUUGAGAUCUAGAAUUUUCGGAACAUUUUUUGUAAAAUUUCUUGCUUGCCUGCUUCUCCUAGGAUUUUCGAACAUCAAAAAAUAUGGUAUAAUUGGCCAUUUUUAACGGAUUUUUACCCUAAAAAGGUCACCUAGAAUUUCCGGGAGCCUUUUUUCUGGCGGAAGUUUUCGAAAAGGUAAGUUUUGAUCCCUAAAAUUUUCGGAUCACUAGACUUUCAGCUAGGAAAUCUGAACCGAUGGAAAAUUUUUAGGGGAUAAAAAUAUGCCUAUAUCUACCGUUUAAAUACUAAAAUACGUUUAACAAUGCUAUGUUUAAGUGGUUUUGAACUAUAUUCUCGUUGGGUGCCCCGUCCACAGAGUUUCUACCCCUAAGCGAGAUACCGAACAGGGGCAUCCAACGAGGGUAUAGUUCAAAACCACUUAACAUAUCAUUGUUGAACGUAUUUUAGUAUUCAGACAGUAGAUAUAGGCAUAUUUUUAUCCCCUAAAGACUUUUCAUCUGUUCGGAUUUCCUAGCUGAAAAUCUAGUGAUCCGAAAAUUAUAGGGAUAAAAACUUAACUUCUCGAAAAUUUCAGCCAGGAAAAGGCUCCCGAAAAUUCUAGGUGGCCUUUUUUAGGGUCAAAAUCCAUUAAAAAUGAGUAAUUAUACCAUUUUGUAGAUGUUCGAAAACCCUAGGAGAGGCAGGCAAGCAAAGCUAAGCAAGAAAUUUUACAACAAAUGCUCCGAAAAUUCUAGAUCUCAAAUCGUCUUCCGAACAGAUAUUUUCCCGAAAAUUGCCGUUGGGUGCCCCUGACCGAACACUUCCAUCAUUUUCAUAUAAGAGUUAAUUCAGGGACUUACUGAUGUCCUAAUAGUACACCGUUUUCAGGUAAUCACCAAUCAAAGUGCAUAAGACUGUAUAAAGUGUUUUGAAUGGUUUCCUUAUAGGGUUGCCUGAAGUGAAAGGAUUUGACUUAACUGCAUUAACAGAAGAUGACCUAUCGAAUCUAAAGCCUUGA
Molecule: messenger RNA, 4126 nt
Organism: Porites evermanni
Lineage: Eukaryota; Metazoa; Cnidaria; Anthozoa; Scleractinia; Poritidae
Source: the annotation of a GenBank genome assembly